CUGAUGUCCCUGGCCCCUCUUUUGACUUCUCCCUCCUUUGACUUCUGGGUCUGGGCUUGUUCCUCGGGCCUGAAGGAACAUACAUUUUGUCCCACUUUUUAGUGAAAAGUUUCCAUUCAGCUCCCCGUAAUUCACCCCUGCACCCUUGCCACUGCUUGCCGCCGGGCGGACCCCACCCCGGCUCCAUCUCUGCCAGUCAGGAGACGAGAGGACGUGUUACCCUCAGGCCUCGGCACGGCGCCGUCUAGCGCGGCCGCUGCCCUCUUCCCGGUGGCAGCAGGGCCGGCCCCGCGGCUGGCGAUGGGCCCGGUCUCCCGCGGGGACGAGGCACGCCGUCGCCGCCCGAGAGGACUGGCUUGCCCCAGGGUGAGUUCCACGACCGGGCGGGCCGGGCAGGCGCCGCGCUAGAGCAGCGCUUUCCGCCGCCGUUUGUCUCCCGUCUCUUCCCGUUCGCCGGAGUAGCUGCUGCUGCUGCGCAACCCCUUCCCCGCCCGCCCGGCCGCCCGCUCGCUCGCUCGCCCGCCCGCUCGACCCUUCGCUCGCCCCAGGGGCGUCGCCUCCUCUCAGCCUCGCACAGGGCGGCCCGGUAGACAUACAGAACUGAAGAAUCACAAGUUGAAAUGAGUAACCAAGAGGCUGAUGUUCUACGUUGCUGGAGAUGUAGAAAAUAUAUAGCAAAUUCUGUUUGCCUUGCAAAAUCUCAUAAAAAAGAUCCAUCUAAUACAUCACAACCUUCGUCUGCUGCUCAGGAGUCUUGCAACGUAUGGCAUGUGAACUUAGAAGCAGUUCCAGAGUGGGUGAAAUGUGUCAUUGAAAAGGCACAAUGGACAAUUGGAAAACUGCACUGUCCGUUCUGUGAAGCGCGCUUAGGGGGCUUUAACUUUGUUUGCAACAAAAAAUGUUCCUGUGGACAGUUAGUAAAUAUACAUUUCUGCAAAAGUCGGACAGACUAUCACCCAGCUUUCUCUGUUAAAUUUGCAAAAUCACCAGGAAAACACUUAUCUCUCUUCAAAAUUCACUCUGGCUUUAGCAAGGAUGCCUGCCAUGAAGUAGUAACUGCAACUUUGGAAAUCAAAAAUCAAGGUCUUUCAUGCAUGGCCAGAAAUAAUAAUGGUACCGGCAGAUUAACAGAAGCGCUUUGUCUAGAAGUAAGAGCUCCCAGUUUUGCGAGAAAAAGUAAACCAUUUCCCUUAAAGGCAUUAAAUCAGAAAAGAAGUAUUUCUGCUUUCUAUCCUAUGAAUGAUGCAUGCACCAUAAAACCUUUUCACAGAAGAUCACACAGUUUAGAUUUAAAUAUCAGAGAGAGACUUGUUUUGUCACCUGCAUUAUAUGAAACAAUUUACCAUGGCCAAAACAAAAAUCCACCUGUUUACACACAAAGUGGCUUGCAGUUAGAGUCCAAUAGGAAAGAUGUUAGUUCUUUCCAGGAUCUGUCUAGUCCAAGUGCUGACAAACUACAAAAAAGGUUUCAAGUUACUUCCUUUACCACAUUGCUACAUAAAGAAAUAGAAAGUGAGUGUGAUUUUGAAGCUCCUGGACAAUCUUCUGGAAAUGCCGUUGCUGAUGGGUCACCUUUUGUGAUGAACCUUUCUCCACCUACAAGUGCUGUGGAAGAGGAACAGUACAUCACACCUAUUGAUAUUGUGCAGCCUAGAAAUAUUUCCUUCAACCAAAGGCUAAGUAAGAGAGAAAGGAAUAAGUUGAAAAGCUUGAGAAGAAAACAAAGAAGGAAAGAACGGUGGCUACAGAAGCAAACUGGAAAUGAUAACCUGCAUACAGAUGAUGAGAAUGACCUCAGAGGAGAUAAAGAAAGCUAUCUCUGUGCAGUGUGCCUGGAUGUUUAUUUCAAUCCUUACAUGUGCUAUCCAUGCCACCAUAUCUUUUGUGAACCUUGCUUAAGGAUGCUUGCCAAAGACAAUCCAGCCAGUACUCCAUGUCCACUGUGUCGCACUACAAUUGCCAGAGUCUUUUUCCAAGCAGAACUGAACAACUCCACCAAAUCUUUUUUCCCUACGGAAUAUUUGAAGUUAAAAGAAAAUUUUCAAAAAUCAAAUUCUGCAAAGUGGCCUCUACCAAGCUGCAAGAAAGCCUUCAGAGUUUUUGAAGCAGGUUUUCAAAGACGUUCAGAUACUGUAACAAGGAGGCAUUUCCCACAUGCUGCUCACAGAAUGGACUACAUGGACUUUGAGGAUGAUAGCCGUGUAUGGCGGUUUGAUAUGGACAUGGUGAUAAUCUACAUUUAUUCAGUCAACUGGGUAAUAGGAUUUAUUGUGUUCUGUUUUCUUUGUUAUUUCUUUUUCCCCUUUAGUCUGUAAUAGUCACAGCUAUGGAAAAAAGCAGUCAUGUGAGCGACAAUAACGUGAAUAGAAAAAACUCAAAGGCGGCAAAUGUUUGAUAUUGCAUUUUUAUAAUUCAGAAUUGUAAUAGACUGCAUCAAGCAUGCUGUGAGGCUGUUUAAUACUUCUGCUAUGUGUGAGAAAGUACUUGAGUUUGGUUCCAAGUAUAAUGUGACUUCUAGAUUGUACUUCAUUCAGUGGGAGUUUUGCCUUGAUUUUGGUGGGAACAGGAUUUACUCCUAAUGUAUAAAAUAAUUACUCCGUAGAAAUAUGGAAUACUGCUUGUUCUUAGGGGGAUUCUGUCUACUACAAAAGAAUAUGAUCCAUAGAGUCAUUUUGGGGUUUGACUCUGUGUUGACACACUUUGCUCGCUCAUUGGUACUUCAAUUCCUCAUACCUAAAAGCAAUAAAUAUGCUUCCCAUUUAUAGUCAGAUCUUUUGGGAGCAGGGGAUUAUUAAGCAGUGCUGGACCAUGCAUUAACAGGUAUUUGUCAGAGCUAUUUCAACAGUAUAACCCAGAUCCUGAUUUUGACAAUUGGUAGACCUGUCAGCAUUCUACUGUGGAGAUGUGCUGUACUCAGUGCCUGAAAUUUUGAGCCUAUUAACCAAAAAAAGAAGUGAUUCUGCACAGUGUGCUGACAGUUUGUAUUUCAGCAAAUGGCAAUCAGAAGGAAUCAACAAACAACCCCAUGUCCUGCACAUUAAAGGGACCGUUUUUGUGCAGAUUCCCAGAGUAGCACUGCACCUUUUCUUACCCAUCCAGAUGGAUGUGUUUGAGUCCAGCAAGACAGCUAAUGGAGGACAAGCAGCAGGCCUGCUGGCUAUAAUGAUGUAAGACACUAACCCAGUAAAUAUUGGAGAAAGAAGCAUUCUCCAGUGUAAGAGAUCAGUACCAUUAUUGAAUUGCUGUAACAAUUUGGGGAUACUCUUAAGUGUGAGCUCACCAGGACUAUGCAUCUCCAGGGAGAUCACAUAAGAGGACACAGUAUUUAUUUGCACCUUUCAUGUGAAACAAUUCUAAAGCACUUUAUAGUUACUCUAUAUAUAGAUUGCUGAGUUACAGUACCAAACUGCAGCCAGUUCGGCAAUCAUUGUAUACUUGCUGCUUUACACAGUAUUUUCAAAUGAAAGUGAAAGAGCAUCUAUUAAAUUAUAAAAAGGAUAUUAGAAACUAUUGUGGGAAAAAGAUGCUAAAGAAUAGUACCAGAGGCUUACUUUUCAGGAAGAUACAAAGCCAUUUUUAUUUCUAAGGGCAUGACCCUGCAAGGUACAAUGUGGUUUCAUCUUGAAAAGCAUGUGAGUAUAUAUGCGUAUCUGGUAUCAGGAUUUGUGUGGGAGACCUGUGUUUUUUCAGUAGGUGGUGUACUCCCCUGUUCUAGCAAAGAACAAGGAGAAAUGUGUUGUGGAAGGUGCCAUCUGCCAAAUGUGAUGGAAUGAAUUUGGGGAUUUCAUUAAGCAUGUGCUUAUGCUUCUUUACUGAAGCAGGGCCAAUAUGGUCAAUCUCUUAUAGGCUAUAAAGGGAUUAGGACCAGAAACUUUUCACUUAACCUGAAAAACAGCAGUAAAUCAGCUACUAAUAUUUAGUUUUAUUACAGGCUACAUAAAAUAAUCUCUUUGAGAAUAUAUGUAUAGAAUUAAAAAUUACAAGUCUAACUACACUAAUUAGACUAAAUAUUUCUUGCCGUCUUUUUAAAUAUAUGUGAAUUUACAGAGAUAUAACAAUUGAAAUUCACCAUCACCACACAGUCAUGUUUGUGACAGUAAUGCAUUUUCUGUAAUUACAGUAUAUCUAGUUACUUUGUCUCUACCUAAAGGUGAUUGGCUCUAUUACUGGUGGCAUUAGGCGUAACAUUUUAAAAGCUUUAAGAUUGCAUUAAAGCAUUAGGUGAUUUUCCCUCUUUAUAUUAAUACAAACAAGUCUUUUAAAAGCUAGGGUUUUUAGGUCGUAGGCUCAUGUUUGCUGUAUGCAUAUGUGUAGGUUUGUAUGCUGAAAUAUUAUCAGUCAUUUUGAACACCUUUCUCAUCUGUGCCAGGACUGGGAUUUUAACUGCAAUUUUCAUUUGUCUCUAAUUUUAUGAAUUUACUGCUCCUAUCUCAGCAAAGAGAAGGACUGAUUCACCAGUGAAGUUGAAAUUACUUCUACCUUUUGAUCUCAGAAAAUACUAAAAAAGAUGUCAUGAGAAAUUACUUUAACUUAGCUGACAUAGUCUGAAAUUCCAGUAACAAUGUAAUUUGAAGUUAUUUAACUGGAACAUUGGAUAAAACAGUAUCCUUAUGUAAAAUAUUCUAAAAUAUAUUGAGAUGUAAGAAACAUAAUAUAGGUACUAACUAAUUAUAUAAGAAAGAGAUACUCAAAUAAUUUUUAACAGCAUGUUACCAUGGUUUUAUUCUGAAAAAGGCAACAAAGGAGAGUAAAAAGUCCAAUGUAAUAUUGGCCCCUUUUGUACAGCAAGAAUUCGUAAGAGGGUGGCUGCACUUUCCUAAAUUUAGUAGGUGUGACAAUUUUGUGUGGCAUUUCUAACUGUGUAACUCUACCUUUCUUCAAAUCCUAAACUGUUUCUUGGACUAUAUUCUUUUAUUUUAUAUUGGUUUUCCAGGAGACAAUUAAUUUUAAAGGAUUACAAAUAUGCAUAAUGAAGACUGUUGCAACUCUGGGAGACAUACUCCAUGGGAAAAAAAAGCAUAGAGUGGGUGGUACUUUUUUUUUUUUUCUUUAUUGCUUUUUUGAGAUACAUACUUUUGUAAAAAUACAGUAACAAUUUGAAGGCUUAGAUCUGUUUUUUCUUGAAGUCUGCCUGUAAUAUGCUGUCAGUAUCUGUGGGAUCAAGAGCAGAUCCUUUGUAAGCAAUGUUCUGGUUAAAUUGAUCCUGCUCUGAUCUGCUUGUCUUUCUUAUCUACAGUAGUAUUAAAAUGUUUGCAAUAAAAUUUGAGUUGUUUGUAGUAUUUUGCAGUCAUUUCAUUAGAUUUUGCAUGGUGGAAUCAAAUUUUAAUAUUUUUUUCAAUCAAUGUCUUUUUUGUUACCCUGCCUGUUCUGUACCUGCUUGGGGAGCAGCUAGGGCUUGUCGAAUUUUUUACUACUGUGAUUAACUCUUUUCAUACUAGCAGCCUUUUAUUUGUUUCAGUACUUCCCAGGAAACAGUCAGCUUCUGUCAGAAAUCAUCUAAAGUCUGGAUUUUUUACAGGUAAAGGUUUGAAUUCAAAUUUCCAAAAACACCUCCUAAUUUUGGGUGCCUCAGUUUGCAUUCCCAGCAUUAGGCCUUCCUUCUAAAGGGGCCUGAUGCAGAACUGAAAAUCACCUUUCUCUAAAAUAGUUCUUUAAGAUUUCUUACGUUGGGAACCAAAGACUGGUAAACCUUAGAUACACCUACUUAUGGUGGACUUCAGCAGUGAUCCAGGUCUGAGCAGAACCCGUAAGAACCAUCAUUGUAAAGAUCUAGUUUCUCAUAUAUAUCUGCAACUGGAUUUGUGUCUUACAAACAUUUUCAUUACUGUAAAACAUUUUCUGAUGCAUUUUUUCAAAUUAGUUUUCAGAAAUUCUUGCGGCACAAGCAAGUUCAAACUUUAUAUUUACUUCCCUUUGAUUACCCUGUGACUGAAAGUAAACUAAGCCUCAUAGUUUACAGUGUCAUAGACAUGUUAGGAUUUCUUUGCUGCUGUAAUGUAAUCCUGGAAAAUACAUGGUCUCAAAAUGAAUUUAAUGAAAUAACUUUGUUUAAAAAAGUUAAAAAUAAGUUAAUAAUCUAUUUAAUUUUCCAUCUAGCAUUUUUUUGUUUGAAUGUUUCUACAUUUUGGUAAGGCAUUAAGUUGCAAUCCUAUUUGAAAGUACUUUGCAGUGUGCUGUGGAAGUUAUACCCUAAAAUGUAAUCUUUAAUUUAGGAUAUUUCGCUUUUUGCUUUAUUAUAUUUUUACAAAGUGAUUUCUUAUUUUUAAAAAAUACAGUGUUCCUAAAAGAAGGCUGAAGGUAUGUGUAUUUCGUAUUGUGGUUCCCUAAAAUUGGGUUUUUACAGAUUCUAAAGGGCAAACUUCAUCUGUGAUACGCAUUGGAGAAAAUAUGCUGAAUAAACUAAAAAUUCUAAUCUGAGGAAUGUUUCUGGGCAAGUCGGCAGAUUGACACUAUAGAACAAAAAUCUCAGGGAUCCCUUCUCAAGGAAAAGCUUUCAGCAGGACAGAGUUAGGUAGGAAACCAGGUGUCUUUAUCUUGCCCUUUGAAUGCUACACAAGACACUUUCUACUUAUUUGGAUACACAGACUCCACUGGCACUUCAGCAUCAGCUUUUAUCCUCUAUUGCCCAGGUGUCCCAUACAGGUCGUUGGGAGUUAUCCAGAGCGUCUGAUAGCAGACAUCAUUGAUUUUCUCUUUCUUCUUCGUUAAAACAUUCCUGAAUAUUGCCAGUUUUCUUAAGUUUUUUUGAGUUGUGACUGCUGAACUCUACCCAAAGGAGACAAGAUGAUGUGCUAUUAUUUUUCAUUACUCUUUGCCCUUUGGGGCUGAUCUUCCAUUUCAGUCAGUUCAUGCACUGAGACAUGAGUGACACACUGCCCUGAAACUCUGAACAGGAUUUUUUGUAAUUUCAGAUAUAUCUGUUAGCACUUUAAUAUUGUAGCAACAGUCAGUAUCUGCUGUCUACUUACCUAAGUAGGUUUUGAGUUUGAAAGAUAUUCUAGACUCAGUGCUACAGCAUAUCCUAACCCAAUACUCCUCAGGCACUCUUCAGCAAUGCUGCCUUACGUCAACCACAUUCUUAAUGUCUGUUCUACUAUAUAAAAUUUGGAAAGACUCCUUCAGCUUCACAUCCUCAGCACCUCAAUACUAAUUAACAAGUGAAAUAAAACUGUUCCCAUGAUUUCUAGAUUGAUGUUAUACAAGUGUUAUGUGUCACUAUGAUACUGUACUGGUGAUGGUUCAUUUAAAGUUACAAUUUGGUUUUAGGAUGAAAAAACUGCAGUCACUGUAUUUGGGUUUUUCAUUAGAUACAAUUGAUAUAAUUGAUAAUAAUGUAUUUCAUUUUCCAUCAAACAUUUUCAACAUUCAGUUGAAAUAUUUCUACAUUUCCAGAAAGGCAUUAAAAUGUAAUCAGGCAAUCGCUUAAAAUAUACUCCAUAUGUAAUCUUUUAUCCUCAAACAAGACGAUGAAGCAGAAAAAGUAAAUGCAACCAAUAAAAAGAUCAUGGUAAGUCAUUUGAUACUGAUACAGCACUAAAAAUUCAUUAUUUAAAAUAAUUUUUACUCUGCCAUCAAAAAAAAAAAGUAUUAAAAUGCUAAUUAUGUAAUGUACUCCAGUGUUUCUGAGCUGGUCAAUGAAAUGCACAAUGAGCAGAAGGGAAGUCUUAUGUAGCCUUUCUAUAUUAUCUGUAUAAAAUAAAGGAUGUUAGAUAUUGACAUAAAAAUCUAGAUGAUCAUCCUGUUCAAUGAAAAGUGAAAAAUAAUACUUUAAAGAAUCCUAUAUAAUCCAAAUCUCCCUAAAAUAAUCUGAGGUUUAGGGGUAUUAACUUCUUAUAAUUAGGGUGCUACCCAAGAAAUAUUGUUUAGACUUACAAUCAAAGUGUGAAAAUAACUGAAUUUCACAAAACCCUGUUGUAAAUCCAUGCAGAUUAUAAAUCCGUGGGGAUGUACAUGAAUCCAGAACUCAUUACCAGGCAUAGCAUGGCAUCUGAUGGUGCCUGAAAGAUAACACGUUCCAAUUAGAAACAUAUGAGGUAAGAAUGUGUUUGCCUUGCAGAUGGCUCUAGCUAGUUAAUGUAUGCAUUUCAGCUGUCAGAAGUUAAACUACUUCUAAAAUAAUUUGAAUUAGACUUCAGGGGAGGAAGAAUAUGCUAAUUUUCUUUUAUAUCUUACCAAGCAGAGAAUGUUUGCAAGAAGUUAAUGUACAGUCAAUUUAUAGGCUUAUUUUGUUCCAUUUUAAAGAACCGGACCCUUCUUUUUAUCUUUUUAAAGAAUUCUGAAUUAAAUUAACAUAGAAGUUAAUAAUUAGCUAUAUGGUCAUAGAUUUUUCCAAUGCAUAUAGUGCAAUUUUACUUGAACAGCAAUUGCAUGACCUACAAAAUUGUCUGAUAGUUUUGUAUUAUACUCACCUAGGAGUUAAGGCUCCUAAACUCAUUUUUAUUUGUCAUCUAGACUGUGACUUAAAUUCUAAACUACAAAAAAAGACAUAAUGGCAUUAAAUUACCAUGCUAUGCUGCUAUUUUUCUUUAAUUCUGCUUAAAAUGGGAAUAUAGCAUAGUGAUAAUAAUAGCAUAAAAUCAAGAUACCCUGUCGUUGCUUAUCUAUUAUUCCUAAAAUGCCUUAUUUUCAGUAUGAUUUACAAUGUGAUUUACAGGUCAAAUUCUCAUCAUUUUUGAUUUCUAAAACCUAGUUCUUCAGAACUUCCAUUUUCCAUGCAGAUUCUAGUAGCAACAAUGCUCAAUGUGCAAAGCAUUUAGAGUUUUUCAAGUGAAAGGCACUUUUACAAGAACAAGAUGACAUCUAAAUGCAAGUACUACAGUGUUAAUCCAACAGGUUAGCGCAUGUUUUGGCAACAGUAACUAAAUUAUCGUUAUUACCAUAAUUUAAAUCAAAUGACAGCCAAAUUACACAUGCAUGGCUUGCAUAGAUACUAACAAUUCUUCACUGAUUUAAAGGGAGAAAAAAAAAAAAAAAAGCUGAUUUAGCAUGUACUGCUUUACAGGAAGUUUAAUAUUAGAAAUUUUUCAGCAUUUGUGUGUGACCCACUGAUCAGAAGGAGACUGGAAGAUCAGACUGAAAGAUCAGACUGGAAGAUUCCCACUAGCCUCCAAGUACUGCUUAGGUAAGGACCAUGAGCAGGAAAAGGAGAAAACCUUUAAAUAGUGCAGAUAAUAGCAAAUUGGUUCAGGCAACAAAAUAUAAAUCACAAUGUGAUUUAUGAAACAUUUUUCUGGGUUUUUUUACUCACAGGAAAGAUGAGUUUAUUUCAUGUCUAAGCUUUUUAACAAAUAUAAGUAAACCAAUCCAGUAGUUAUUGCACAAACCUGAGUCAAGAUCAUCAGUGAUCAGGAAUGUGAUCACAGCAGUCAUUCAACUUUUUUUGUACAAGGGGAUGCUACUAAAGACUUUUGAACUCUCUCUCUGAAAAACACAAUAAUUCAGCAUUAUUUUAGAAAAACAGCACAACUGUGAUACAUGAUGAGUGAAAAAAAAAAGGUAUUGAAAUGACUGACAUUUUAGACAGUAAUAAUCAAGGACAUGAAGGAGAAAAUCUCAAGCUGUAGAAAAGACAGUCUUCCAAACAGGUGAGGAUGAAGUCCUGAUGCAGCAAUGAAAGUUACCCACCAGCCUCUUGUUUAUAACCUAGUGUUAUGGCCAAAUCCAUUCUCUCACUAGGCCUUUUUCUGCACCUGCUGCAACAGCCAUACUACAUCUGAAAUUGCUGUGCUCUGCUCCCCUUGUAGUGCAGGAAUCCUCACACGGACUAGAGCCAGCAUAGCUGGCUGUAUUCACUACCACUUGGCGUCAGAAGUCGUACAGAUGGCAGGGAGCAUGGUCAGAUGACACUGCAAACUGCCCAUACAGUGCCAGAGCAGGCUCUUGGUGACUGUUAAAAACAUGGAAAAUGAGUGACUGCACCUCUCCAAAUAUUUCUCAUAUAUUCCCAGGAAGGAACUGUAAUGGGGAAUGGUUUAGGCCUAUACUCUCCAAAGGUACUGGACACCUAAGUCCCCUUAGAACAACAGUAUCUGUUAUGCAUAAUGAUACAUGUGCUUAUCACUGAUCACGGUAGUCUUUUUCUACAGAUCAGUUACCAGAGCACUUCCAGGAAAAGGGUUUAAACAUCAUCCUAGCACCAAAAUUCCCCUGUUUGACAGCAACUGCCCUAAGCACUAGAUGAUUGCAUAGGCAUAUGAGAGGGCAGCAACACUCUACUGUCAAGUGAAAGAAGGCUACUAUAUUACAAUUGGACUUGAUGAUCUUAAACACCUUAUACAGCCUAAAUGAGUCUAUGAUUCUAUCUGAACUUAAAUACAUUGUUAAGUGCAGAAGAUGGAGUUUCUAAGUUCCUGUUUCACAGAAACUAUAUCUUCAAGUUACAUGCUUUAGUUGGGGGUAUAUGGGUGAAGGGGAUAAGAGGCAAAUGCUGGUCUUGGAUAUACCUUUCAGUUUUAGUUUUUCCCCCAGUCAGUAUAUGACAUUGUGAAUCCCGUUCUCCUGCAUUUAGCCUUUUCUAGAUAGAGGGAAUUCUGUCUAAAUCCUAUUUUGAAUUUUAGUUCCCUUGGUAAAUGCCUAACUUGACGAUCUGUUGGAGCAAAUCCAGAGGAGGCUACAAAGGUGCUCAGAGGGCUGGAGCUACUCUCCUAUGAACACAGGUUGAGAGAGCUGGGCUGGUUCAGCCUGGAGAAGAGAAGGCUCCUGGGAGACCUUAGAGCAGCUCCCAGUGCUGAAAGGGGGCCUACAAGAAAUCUGGAGAGGAACUUCUUAAAAGGGCAUGUAGACACAGGACAAGGGGGAAUGGCUUUAAACUGGGAGAGGGUAGGUUUAGUUUACAUAUUAGGAAGAAAUUCACUAAUGUGAGGA
Molecule: messenger RNA, 10863 nt
Organism: Strigops habroptila (Kakapo)
Lineage: Eukaryota; Metazoa; Chordata; Aves; Psittaciformes; Psittacidae
Gene: RNF180
Product: ring finger protein 180
Exons: 7
Coding region: 621-2315 (564 amino acids)
Biological process (GO): protein polyubiquitination; serotonin metabolic process; positive regulation of proteasomal ubiquitin-dependent protein catabolic process
Cellular component (GO): endoplasmic reticulum membrane
Molecular function (GO): ubiquitin conjugating enzyme binding; ubiquitin protein ligase activity; metal ion binding
Source: RefSeq, a predicted model, not a curated record